CGCUUCUUCCCAGCCGAUCACUCGCAGAAGAACUUAGAAGAGGCAGAGUCGCCGUCCACCGGAGUAGCGAAUAACAGUGAAAAUGGCGGAGACUAAGGCAGUGACUCUCCGUACAAGGAAGUUUAUGACAAACAGACUUCUUUCCAGGAAGCAAUUUGUGAUUGAUGUGCUUCAUCCAGGAAGGCCCAAUGUAUCAAAGGCUGAAUUGAAGGAGAAGUUGGCAAGGAUGUACGAAGUUAAAGAUCCAAAUUCCAUCUUUGUAUUCAAAUUCAGAACUCAUUUUGGUGGUGGCAAGUCAACUGGUUUUGGAUUGAUUUAUGAUUCUGUUGAGAAUGCAAAGAAGUAUGAACCAAAAUACAGGCUUGUUAGGAACGGCUUGGAUACUAAGGUGGAGAAGUCAAGAAAACAAUUGAAGGAAAGAAAGAACAGGGCUAAGAAAAUCAGAGGUGUAAAGAAGACAAAAGCUGGAGAUGCUGCCAAGAAGAAGAAUGUCAAUGAUGCUGGAUUUACAGCUCUCUCUCCAAAAAAAGAGAAACAACCGAACGGACCACCAUUGUUGCUGAAGAUUGACGGACCACCAUGUUUACGGAGGCUACAGGGGCCAGAUGAAAUAAUUGUUGGUCAAACACUUGACAUGAAUGAGUUACAUGGAGACACCUUUACUUUUUCUUUUCCGGCAUUUAUGAAAGAAGAAUGGAGUUUCUCAACAACAUCAACUAAACCCCCCUUACUUCUUGCUCUUAACCCACAUCAAAUAUUUCAAGUUGUUUUGGUGAAGGCAACCCAAAAGAACCAUGCACAACCGGGUCAAGUACUUACCAAAUAUGGUUACGGGCUUAGCAACUAA
Messenger RNA from Lactuca saligna, 847 nucleotides. NCBI's taxonomy places the organism in Eukaryota, Viridiplantae, Streptophyta, Magnoliopsida, Asterales, Asteraceae. The record is from the annotation of a GenBank genome assembly.